Messenger RNA from Macrosiphum euphorbiae (potato aphid), 315 nucleotides. The record is from the annotation of a GenBank genome assembly. NCBI's taxonomy places the organism in Eukaryota, Metazoa, Arthropoda, Insecta, Hemiptera, Aphididae.
AUGGAGUCGAGGUCAUUUAAUGUUAUGGAUGACGAAAAACUCAUAGAAGUUAUUCGUAACUAUCCUGUCAUUUAUAAAUUGAGUGACAAAAAUUAUAAGGACAAUUGCAUUAAAGAUAAUGUUUGGAAAGAAAUUUCACAGUCCAUUGUAAAAAACGUAAAUGAUUGCAAGACAAGAUGGCGCACAAUAAGAGAUUCAUAUAAAAAAAAUUUAAAGAAACGAAGAUUAGGUACCGGUUCAGCAGCUACAACAAAAUCGAAGUACAAUGACGAUUCAUUAAGUUUUUUAGAUAAUAUCGAAAACGAAAGAAGGUAA